AUGUAUAAAAAGGGCGAUCAGCAGGGUUCAUAUAGAACCAGUAAGUCAUCAUCUGAUUCUUUCAGCUUUCUUCUCCGUAAUAAUGACUUCACGAGCGCGAAUGAAAGACGCAGAGCUAGUCUACCUGCACCAGAUUCAUUGGAGGUCUUCAACGCCAGUAGGACUGGUGAAGAUAUCACCAAUGUUGCUGCCGAAAACCAUCGAGGUAGGCAUCUCGGUAGAGAUACGUUGAAUACCAGUGGUAACCACUCCAAUUACGGUAGCGGGGAACCACGGCAAUCCAUGCGUAAUACUAUCCGUGAUAACCAGAGUCGUGAUUCAACUCGAGGCAACGACUACCAGCGAUGGCAAGAUCGUGAGUGCUUACGAAUCACCAAUAGCAGUAGUUCCCAUGUAACUAUGGAGCGCCGUGGCGGUCUGACUUGGAUAAAAAGCCCCAAUGGCUUACUAGUACCUUGCAUUGAAAAUACCUGGCUGAAACACAUGAUAACAACCCUCCUUGGCGACUCCAAAGCACUGUCCAAAUUUUUUAAAACCCUGCAACAAUGUCUGGAAGAAGCAGUGUUGUUUCUGUACAGAGAAGGUAUAAAACCAUACUUGGGUGACGUAGCCAACCAAAUGAAGCGUUCAAUUGCAGACAACUUUUGGAGUGCUUCUGAGGUGGCGUUUGUUUCGCUGCACUGUCGCGAUACUGUAGACCUUAAGAUAGAGCUUCGAGUAAAAGGGGAGAUGGGGUGGGUGGUGUAUUUGCGCAAUGAUCCGCCUGGUUUCUUGGGGUUCGUUGACACGCACAGCACGGUAGACACGUACUCCAACUAUCACUGGCGAGCGCUAAACAAGUUCGCUGUAGAGAUUAUGACUUCAGACAACGCACCAGUAAGAUCAGAUUCCGAAGAGCACGAGAAUCCUUUAGCCUUUGCAGGAGGACGUUAUGCGUUUGCUGAACGCUUGCGAGAGAGGGUGUACGCAUUCCGAUCGAUGCGUCUAGGCGAAGUGGUCCACCUGGUACAGCUGGCCAUAUACAGUGGCGUGUUUGUGUACGCGCAACGUAUUCUGCUGCCCGUAACAGCCUGUGAAAAGACAGCCGAAGAGAUGUUCCCGCGAGUGAAGAGGGUUCGUCACCCUAUAUGUUCAUCGCUGGAGGAGGUACGUCGCAUCGUUUCUCUGCUGGUCGACCACCGUAAAAACGGUCUCGUAUUGGCACAGCUCAAACAACAGUUUAUGAUGCAGUUUAACAAGGAACUGAACCCCAUUACGUUUGGUUUCCGCAAGUUACAGAACCUUCUCCUUUCAGAUUACUUUAAUCGUCAGUACCAGCUGUUUGUGCCGAUAGACAGCCCUCAUCGCACGCACAUUCAGCACCGCAAGUAUACCAUUCCUGUGGGUUGUCGCCCAUUUCAGCAGUCCAAGAUUCAUUUUGACGCUGAUAAAUUUUGGUCGCCGCUUGACGAGUGGUACGAUGAACCUUGUGAUGCUCUGAAUGACCUCCCUGCCAACAUCCUCGCGGCUCUUGAGGACGUUUUGGAUGGCGAUGAGGGUUAUGCCUGCAAGCGCGUCCAUCACUAUUCGUCAUUGACAGAUGAGUGUAGUAUUGAUGAUGACACUAGUACUGAUGCCCCAGCUUCAAAUUGUGUAUCAGGUCGUGGCAUGACAUACCGCAAUGCCGUAGUUGGAAUAGGAGCACCUUCCGCGAGUACAUUUGAAGAAGAUCCGUACCGCUCCAAAUCUAUAUAG
This is a messenger RNA of Babesia sp. Xinjiang, 1734 nucleotides long. Its product is annotated as Uncharacterize protein. The transcript has 2 exons. Lineage: Eukaryota; Apicomplexa; Aconoidasida; Piroplasmida; Babesiidae. Bases 1 to 1734 code for a protein of 577 amino acids. The record is from RefSeq and is a predicted model, not a curated record.